GGAGAAAGCGGGGAGCGCGCAGUUUGCACACAAAGCUACGGAGUUCCCAGGCUGCAGGCGUCCUUGCCCCGGGGAACCGCAGCGGGCCAGGAAGCGCCCUGGGCUUUCCGACUGCCCAGCAGCUCUGCUGGUGGCCGGGAGAAGUUAGUCACCCGGAGCCCGAAUCCAAGGAGCGUUAAAGCACGAAGAGGCUGGAGAUUGGAGAGGGAAGAAACAGGGUGCCGGACAGAGGGGAGGAAGCGAAGGGAAUGCGGUGGGUAGGGGAUGCGCGGGACGCUGAGAAGCUCUGGCUGGUGGAUGGAGUUGCACGGUCUGAGAGCGCACCGGUGUGCGAAGGGGGAAAAUUGGCAGCAGGAACUUCCCACCGAGGGCGAGAAAAGCAGGCAAGGAGGAGGCAGGGAGAGACUUGAAACGUCUCAAUAACUUUAAAAAUACACCAAAACACCCGUUCAGGAGAUGAGGAUGGCAUGCCGCUAUAAAUUCAUUGUUCCACCUCCUCGCAUCUUCACAGCGCUCGCGCUGCUCUCGGCGCUCGCAGCGGCCGACUGGGGAUGACGGCGGGUAAGAAGACACCGCAGCCAGAGGGACACACACAAGCCGCUUCGCCACCUCGCCUCAGGCUGCCUGCUGCGUUUUUGUUUUAAUUUUUAUGGCUUUUCCCCCUCUCUUUCUUCCCUUCCUCCUGGUCCCAGCAGAGCCAAGAAAACCCACAAAAUAAGAAAGGAAGUGGGCCCCGGAGCUUGGAACCUCCGCAGCCGGCGAGUCCAGCGCAGCGCGGGGGCGGGAGGCUGCGCGCACCAGUUGCCAGCCGGGUGCGCGGUACCUUCCUUACUUUUCUUGGAGCAGCUAUCGUGUCUGCAUUUGUUGUGUUUCUUUGUUUUUUGUUUUUUUUGGUUUUUUUUCCCCCUUGUUCCCGUAUUUGCUGAAUCUCCACUAUCCGACUUUUUUUUUUUUUUUUAAUAUUUUCUUUCUUUUUUUUCCUCCUCCUCUUUCUGGAGCACAAAUCCAAACAUUUUCCCAAGCAACAAAGAAAAGUUCGCACGCUAGCACCACGGUGGACAGGCUGGCGCUGCCGCCGGCUCCCCUCCCUCCGACACUUGACUCAACCUUGCAAGCAAGUGUGUGUGUGUCCCCAUCCCCCGCCCCGGUAACUUCCUAGCAAACAACAAAUACCCAUAAAGUCCCUGUUGCGCAGCCCCUCCCCGCGGGCAGCGCACUAUGCUGCUCGGGUGGGCGUCCCUGCUGCUGUGCGCUUUCCGCCUGCCCCUGGCCACGGGCGGCCCCGCCGCGGCACCUGCCCAGGAUAAAGCGGGGCAGCCUCCAACUGCUGCAGCAGCUUCCCAGCCCCGCCAGCGGCAGGGGGAGGAGGUGCAGAAGCCGACCGAGCCUCCGGGCCACCCGCACCCCCUGGCGCAGCGGCGCAGGAGCAGGGGGCUGGUGCAGAACAUCGACCAACUCUACUCCGGCGGCGGCAAGGUGGGCUACCUCGUCUACGCGGGCGGCCGGAGGUUCCUCUUGGACCUGGAGCGGGAUGGUUCGGUGGGCACUGCUGGCUUCGUGCCCGAAGGAGGUGGGACGAGUGAGCCCUGGCGCCACCGGAGCCACUGCUUCUACCGGGGCACAGUGGACGGCAGUCCCCGAUCCCUGGCUGUCUUUGACCUCUGUGGGGGUCUCGAUGGCUUCUUCGCUGUCAAGCACGCGCGCUACAUCCUGAAGCCACUGCUGCGCGGACCUUGGGCCGAGGAGACAGGGCGCGUGUACGGGGAUGGGUCCACACGGAUCCUGCAUGUCUACACCCGCGAGGGCUUCAGCUUCGAGGCCCUGCCUCAGCGCGCCAGCUGCGAGACCCCCACGUCCACGCCGGAGCCUCACGAGCAUCCCCCGGCGUACAGCAGUCCGGGCCGACGCACAGCGCCGACCUCACAGCUUUUGGACCAGUCUGCUCUCUCGCCUGCUGGGGGUCCAGGACCGCAGACGUGGUGGCGGCGGCGGCGCCGCUCCAUCUCCCGGGCCCGCCAGGUGGAGCUGCUUCUGGUGGCUGACGCGUCCAUGGCGCGGUUGUAUGGCAGGGGACUGCAGCACUACCUGCUGACCCUGGCCUCCAUUGCCAAUAGGCUGUACAGCCAUGCCAGCAUCGAGAACCACAUCCGCCUGGCGGUGGUGAAGGUGGUGGUGCUGGGCGACAAGGACAAGAGCCUGGAGGUUAGCAAGAAUGCAGCCACCACGCUCAAGAACUUUUGCAAGUGGCAACACCAACACAACCAGCUGGGAGAUGAUCAUGAGGAGCACUACGACGCAGCUAUCCUGUUUACUCGGGAGGAUUUAUGUGGGCAUCAUUCAUGUGACACCCUGGGAAUGGCAGACGUUGGGACCAUAUGUUCUCCAGAGCGCAGCUGUGCUGUGAUUGAAGAUGAUGGCCUCCACGCAGCUUUCACUGUGGCUCACGAAAUCGGACAUCUACUUGGCCUCUCCCAUGAUGAUUCCAAAUUCUGUGAAGAGACCUUUGGUUCCACAGAAGAUAAGCGCUUAAUGUCCUCCAUCCUUACCAGCAUUGAUGCAUCUAAGCCCUGGUCCAAAUGCACUUCAGCCACCAUCACAGAAUUCCUGGAUGAUGGCCAUGGUAACUGUUUGCUGGAUCUACCACGAAAGCAGAUCCUGGGCCCGGAAGAACUCCCGGGACAGACCUAUGAUGCCGCCCAGCAGUGCAACCUGACCUUCGGGCCCGAGUACUCGGUGUGUCCCGGCAUGGAUGUCUGUGCUCGCCUGUGGUGUGCUGUGGUGCGCCAGGGCCAGAUGGUCUGUCUGACCAAGAAGCUGCCUGCCGUGGAAGGGACACCUUGUGGAAAGGGGAGAAUCUGCUUGCAGGGCAAGUGUGUGGACAAAACCAAGAAAAAAUAUUAUUCAACAUCAAGCCAUGGCAACUGGGGAUCUUGGGGAUCCUGGGGCCAGUGUUCUCGCUCAUGUGGGGGAGGAGUGCAGUUUGCCUAUCGCCACUGCAAUAACCCUGCUCCCAGAAACAAUGGACGCUACUGCACAGGGAAGAGGGCCAUCUACCGCUCCUGCAGUCUCACACCCUGCCCACCCAACGGUAAAUCAUUUCGUCAUGAACAGUGUGAGGCCAAAAAUGGCUAUCAGUCGGAUGCAAAGGGAGUGAAAACUUUUGUGGAGUGGGUUCCCAAAUAUGCAGGCGUCCUGCCAGGGGAUGUGUGUAAGCUGACCUGCAGAGCCAAGGGCACUGGCUAUUAUGUGGUGUUUUCUCCAAAGGUGACUGAUGGAACUGAAUGUAGGCCGUACAGUAAUUCAGUCUGUGUCCGGGGAAAGUGUGUGAGAACUGGUUGUGAUGGCAUCAUCGGCUCAAAGCUGCAGUAUGACAAGUGCGGAGUAUGUGGAGGAGACAACUCCAGCUGUACAAAGAUUGUUGGAACCUUCACUAAGAAAAGUAAGGGUUAUACUGACGUGGUGAGGAUUCCUGAAGGAGCCACCCACAUAAAAGUCCGGCAGUUCAAAGCCAAAGAUCAGACUAGAUUCACUGCCUAUUUAGCCCUGAAAAAGAAAAACGGUGAGUACCUAAUCAAUGGAAAGUACAUGAUCUCCACUUCGGAGACUAUCAUUGACAUCAAUGGAACAGUCAUGAACUAUAGUGGUUGGAGCCACAGGGAUGACUUCUUGCAUGGCAUGGGCUACUCUGCCACGAAGGAAAUUCUAAUAGUGCAGAUUCUUGCAACAGACCCCACUAAACCAUUAGACGUCCGUUACAGCUUUUUUGUUCCCAAGAAGUCCGCUCCAAAAGUAAACUCUGUCAGUGGUCAUGGCAGCAAUAAAGUGGGAUCACACACUUCACAGCUACAGUGGGUCACGGGCCCCUGGCUCGCCUGCUCUAGGACCUGUGACACAGGCUGGCACACCAGGACAGUACAGUGCCAGGACGGAAACCGGAAGUUAGCGAAAGGAUGUCCUCUCUCCCAAAGGCCUUCUGCAUUUAAGCAAUGCUUGCUGAAGAAAUGUUAGCCUGUGGUUAUGAUCUUAUGCACGAAGAUAACUGGAGGAUUCAGCACUGAUGCAGCCGUGGUGAACAGGAGGUCUACAGAAUGCACAGAAAGUCAUGCUUCAGUGACAUUGUCAACAGGAGUCCGCUUAUGGGCAGAAUCUGCUCUCUGUGACCAAAAGAGGAUGUGCACUGCUUCAUGUGACAGUGGUGACUUUGCAAUAUAGAAAAACUUGGGAGUUAUCAGACACCCCCUGGGCUUACAAGAAAGAAAGAAACACUGAUGAAUGUAGAAUCAGGGGACAUUUGAAGAUGGCAGAACAGUCUUCCCGUUGUCACCUACCUCUUUAGAAUGUCUUUAACGGCAUCAUAAUCAUUUUUCACCCAUAAUACACAGUAGCUUCUUUUUACUGUUUGUAAGUACAUUCUCCCUUGGUAUGUCACUUUAUAUCCCUUGGUUCUAUUAAAAUACAUAUAUAUAUUUCUAUAAAAAAAAGUGUUUGACCAAAGUAGGUCUGCAGCUAUUUCAACUUCCUUCAGUUUCCAGAAAGAGCUGUGGAUAUUUUACUGGAAAUUAAGAACUUGCUGCUGUUUUAAUAAGAUUUAGUGUAUUUCGUGACUACAGGAGAUAAAAUUUCAGUCAAACAACUAUUUUGACAGCAAGUAUCUUCUGAGAAAUUUUGAAAAGUAAAUAGAUCUCAGUGUAUCUAGUCAUUUGAAUACAUACACGGGUUCAUUUACUUAAACAUUUGACUGCCUGUAUUUUUUUCAGGUAGCUAGCCAAAUUAAUGCAUAAUUUCAGAUAUAGAAGUAGGGUUCAUGUGUGUGUAUGCGUGUGAUCAGUACUCAAGAGUCUAAAAACUAGUUUCCUUGUGUUGGAAAUUUAAAAGGAAAAGAAAUCAUAUUUCACUGUGUUUUCAAUUUGUAUUUUCACAACUAUUUCUUUUUCCAGCAUCUGAUAUCUUACAAUGUAUAAUAUACAUACAAAACACACAGCAAGUUUUCUAUCACGUCCAAUACCUUCAACAUUGGUAUACCUCUUACCAGCAAGCCUUUAAAAUGCGUUUGUGUUCGCUUACUUGUUUUGUUCAAGGGUUUGGUAAGACCUACAAUAUUUUGUACUUCUUGACUUAGUUAUUAGAAACAUUAAAGAUCACUUGGUAGUUAGCCACAUUGAGUAAUGGUUAUCAUUAUUAAUGUGGUUAAUGUAGAAAAGCGGUUAAUAUUAAUAAGACUGUUUCCACACCACAGGCAAUAAUUUCUUAAUUUUUAAAUCUAAGUAUAUUCUGACUGUACUAAAGAUUUUUCCCAACUGGAAAGCACUUGUUUGUACCAGUAAGUGUUUGAGUGAUGAAAUGUGAUGAUUUUCAGGAAGUUGUUUGUUCCCGUAGCCUGUUUAGGUAGGUUGUAAGUAGGUUAUAAAUUUGAAUAGUUAGACAUGGAAAUUAUUUUAUAAACACACAUCUAAAAGUAUAUUUUUAGGUGGUAAAAUGUACACCUCCUCAUCAUCAACCUCACAGCUUAGAAAAAUCUAAGGUGUUUCAUUUCAUUGGGAUUGCUUUUUUUGUAAAAUACUGCAAAGCCGAUUUUUUUUUUAAAAGAAUUCAUUGUAAUCAUACCAAAUGUGCCUGUUAAAGAUUUCAUAUAAAGAUGCUAGGAAACCAUUGUUAGAGGUCCACAAGCUCACGAGAGUUUAUUAUAAGAUACUUUCCAUAUAAAAGAAUUAUGUAACUGAUCACUAUAUCAUAUCAUUUCAGUGGGCCAGGAAAAUAGAUGUCUCACUGUUUUAAGUAUUUUCUUAAGAAAUUGCUUUUUAAACAAAUAAUUGUUUUACAAAACCAAUAAUCAUCCUUUGGAUUUUCAUAGACUGACUUUGCUUUAGACGUGGUCUUUUUUUUUUUUUUUUUUUUUUUUUUGAAAAAGUUUCGCUAUUGUUACCCAGGCUGGAGUGCAAUGGCAUGAUCUCGGCUCACUGCAACCUCCGCUUCCUGGGUUCAGGCAAUUCUCCUGCCUCAGCUUCCUGAGUAGCUGGGAUUACAGGCAUGUGCCCCCAUGCGCAGCUAAUUUUUUGUAUUUUUAGUAGAGACAGGGUUUCACCAUGUUGACCAGAAUGGUCUUAAUCUCUUGACCUCGUGAUCCACCUGCCUCAGCCUCCCAAAGAGCUGGGAUUACAGGCAUGAGCCACCGCGUCUGGCCCAUUUUUUUCUUAAUAAAUUAUCAGUUUGAGAAAUGAGGCCUGUACAAGGCUGACAAUCUAUACCUGCUGGAGAUCACCCAAUGCCAAGGGCAGAAAGCCAACCUAGUCAAAUAAGUAAGAAAAUAAUAAUAAUAACAAUAAUCCCACUGUCAUUUGUCUGUACAAAGAGAAUUAGGAGAGAGGUUAAUGUUACUUUUUUCCAUUUUGGAAAUAAUUUUAAUUGAGUAACUCAAAUGUGACCAAAUCUAUUUUUAUUUUUUGUGGUUAUAUUCCCAACAACAUUAAAAAAUAAUUGAGCCAUAGACAUAGUUGUCUCCUAUUCUGCUUCUCUUACUAUUCUCAUAAAUUUUUAAUAUAUUAAUGAUUUAUGUUUCCCCCAAAUAGUGAUGGUUUGUACUUCUCAUGGAAACAAUCCUAGAGAGCUUAGAGCAAAUAAACCACUAUUCCAUGCAAGUUUUAAGUAGUUUUCUCUACCUUUUCCUUAUGACUCUCACUAGAUCGACUGAGGAAUGUAUGUUUAAAUUCCUGGAGAAGAUGAUAUGGAUUGGAAACUGAAAUUCAAAGAAAUGGAGUGUUCAAUAGAUACAAGAAUUAUGAACAAAGGGAAAAUUCUAUACAACUCAAUCUAAUUCAGACAGACUUUGUACUGUCUUUCAACUUUCUGUUGAUGCAUCUUGAAUUUUUUUAAAAAUGUCUAGAAUUCAGGAUGCUAGGGGCUACUUCUUAAAAAAAAAAAAAAGAAUUUGCCUGAAAAUGCUCAGGUUUGUAAGAAUCUAAUCUCACUUACGUAACUAUGCACUUCGUAAUAAGUUGUAUUAAGUACAAAGGGAGCCAGAAAAAAAUGACAUUCAUUUCCUCCAGAACAAAAAAAUGUAAAUUAAGCCCUGCCUUGCUGUUUAGAAAUAUAGGGGCAGUGUUAUAACAUAUUCAAUAAAGUUAGAUUCUUUUGCCUUCCUGUGGAAACAGUUUUAUCCCACUAAACUAGGAAUUAGGGAUGAAUCACAAAGAAAAAGUUGCAGCACUGAAAAAAGAUAAUUUAUUGUUUUUGCAACUGGUAUGUGAAUUUGUGUGAUAAAAUUAUUUAUUCUUAUUUAACAAAAAAUGUGCAAAUUUUUCGAUAUUUAAAAUGUUUUGCUGUUCUACUUUUUAAUUUAUGCUUCAUGUUUGUGUAUAAAAUACACUUUUACACUUUGUGAGUUUACAUAAUAUACAGCACUGGUUGCUUUUGUAUUUUUUUACAGAAAGCUUUCUGUGUGAAACAGGUGUAUAUGUAUAUAUUCCUCGUGUAUUCUUAUUCUGAUACCAUCAUUAUUCUUUCCUAAGAAAUUUUAAUCUUUCAUGACUAAUAGUGUUCAUUCCUUGUAGCUAUCAUAAUAAGUCUUUUACAUCACACUAACUCUAAUUUUCCCCACUCACAAAUAAGAAAAACACUCAAUGAAACAAGGUGCAAGUUUUAAAUUUGGGUUCACAAAUAGCCUAAAAGCUUCUUGUAGAUGCUAAGACACAGUCAAGAAUCAGAUCCUUUCACUUCAUCGAGGAACUUGGACAAGUUGAUGUUGACAUAUUAGAUGAAAGUUGUGCACACACAACUUCUGAGGGAUACAAAUGAUAAUAAAACCAUGUGUUGUCCUGUUCUGCUUUAGAAACGCCCCCUAAAAUGAACAUCAUUUAGUCUCUAGGGUCUGUAGGAUUCUACAGACAAGCACAAAUAAAUUGGAUGUGUAUAACAGAUGCUAGUAGUUAUAACUGUUUCUACAACUGUGGGGUGUCGAUUAAGAGAAUGAUGUUUUUCUACUACUGUUGAACCCUAUGGAGUGAUUACAGGACUUGAAAUAGGCAGAGCCACCUCUGAUGAUACCAGCUUGCCUCUGUGAUUUCAAAGCCUGAUCCUGGCAAAAAGACAAAGCACCCAGGACACACAGCCAAUCUCUGGUUGUGAUAUUUCCCCAUCGAUUCCAUCCUUGUUAACAAGGUCAUUGUAAUGGUUCAGGUGAGGACAGCAGCCAGAUUCAAAGCCAAGAACUUAUGCUGUUACUUAGAGUUCAUACUUUGUAAAAUAAGAUUAAAUUUAAUAAUGAUCAAAUUGUUCUAAUAGUCUCUGGCAGAGUGUAUAAUCUCGUUGGCAUGAUUGGUGAAUAUUACGAAUCUCUUUAUAAUGAAAUGAUGCUAUACAAAUACCUUAUAUUUGCUAACAUUUCAAAACUACUAGCCAUGUGUACAGAAAUGCUCAUCUAAAGCUUUCAUAGAACCAAAUUCAAGACAAUGUAUCAUUUAGACACACAGAAAAGGAACGUGUGUGCUUUCUCUAUUGUUUUUCUCAUUUGCCAACAAUCUGUAGUUUUAGAUUAUCAAACAGAUAGAUCAACUUAACUGGCUAGUACAUGGAAAAAAAUCUUUCUAAUAACCAUCUAUUAGCAUAAUCUAUCGAGAUGAUUUCUCAAAUUAUAUCAUCAUGAUGCAUAUCAACUCUAUAAUGCAUAAUUGUUCCAUUUAUUUAAUGUAUGAGAACAUAUUGAAAUAUAAAACCAUGUAUUAGUCAAAAAAAUGGAAUACAGGUGGUGUUCAGAUCAGCAAAACAUUCAUUCUGGCAAAUGCCUGCUGGGGGUCAUGAUAUCAUUCUUAAUGCAGGUUUUAUGGGAAAACUAAAGGAAUAUGUUAUUAGAUGAUGUCAGUUUUGAAAAAAAUAAGACAUUAACAUACACAUUAGCCCAGUUAAUUGCAUCCUACUAAUAUACUUGCACUUUAGCAAUAAUGUUGCUGUCUCUGGUCCUUAUUUUGUGGCUCCAACUAACUAGAUCAUGUGGACCGCAAAGGCCCGAAGAAAAAAUAAGUAAUGGCUCAUCAUCCUACAAUGCACUGCCACAUCAAUGUGACCUAAAAGUCUAACACUGUGAGGAAAACUGUGAUUUGUAGGAAGAAAAACAAAAAAAACAGGGCAUGUUUUUUAACUUUUUUUUCCACUUUCCUUUGGCACAUCCAAUGAAAAAUUGUAAUUUUUACUGAGGUGCUAACAUCUUUCGUGACCAAAUGUCAAAUGCGGUAUUUCUGAGUUACUAUUUUUCUACAUGAUUUUCCAGUUUGCAAGGAAGACCUCUAAGCUUUUUGUCAGGGUAGGGCACAACUUGAUACUCAAAGUUUGGAAAAUAAGCCCAUCCGAUGAUUGUUUUAACCAACAGUGGUCAGUGACAAACUGUAUGUGCAUCUGAGGACAUUUAAGGGGUUAUUAAAACUUGAAGAGCAUCAGGCCAGAGUAGCAGACUUUUCGAUGAGUCAUAUUUCAGCACUCACUAAGUCCUCAGCCUUUGAUGUAAACUUUCACGUAUAUUUGCCCUGAUUUUUUUUACAAGCUUUGCAAUAGUUUAGGAUAAUAGCAAACACUUGGUGACUAUAUCUCAGCCUUUUCCUUAACAACUCACAAUAUGUUAGGAACAUGUCUACCUAUACUAAGAAUAUAUUUACAAUAGAAGACCACACUGUGUGACUUUGUAAAGCUAGACUUGAUUAAGAAAUAUAUAGUCUCUGGAUGGUAUUUUUGCAUUACACACUCAGGCACGACAUAAACGUAGAUGGUUCAUCUUGCUACAAUUAGGAGUUGACAAACACUACUUACACAUUUGUAUGACCUAUUAGUCAGAGGAAAUCAUACCCAUGCUUUGUAAAUAGACUUUGCAGAUAACUAAAUAGAUUGAAAUGUGUUGCAUUUGAUAGAAGCAAUGGCACAAAUAUUUGGUUUCCAUAUUAGAAUCUGUGAGUAAAGUCAAGUAAUAAACCUAAGUAAGUAUAAUUGAGAUUUUUAAACCUUGAAACUUGCUUUGAUGGUAGAGAAAAUCAUUGAAGAUUUACAUACUGUAUAUAAGAUGUAAAUUGUAAGCUGCUUAUUACCCUCAGUUUUUCAGAAGCAAUGGCAUAUACUGCAGUUGAAAAACCAAAAAUCUUGGAAAACUUUAAACUUUAAGACGGGUCUUGUUUAAAGUGUCUCUCAGCUUUGGCAACCUUCAAAUCUUAAUCAGCUAUUUAAAGCAUUACUGUGUCUUGUGGCCUCCAUUCCACAACAGCUCUGUUAUUCAGGUAAACCACUUGAACUGAGCCGUUUGGGACCUAUACUGUAAUAUUUUUCAUUGAGGAACAAUAUCCUAUUUUGUAAAGCAUUUCCCCAUGUGUGACUUUAAACUGUAAAAUUAAACAUUAUUUUUGUGGUUUCAGUGGGCAUAAUAAAUAUAAAUUGUAAACUA
Molecule: messenger RNA, 10414 nt
Organism: Callithrix jacchus (white-tufted-ear marmoset)
Lineage: Eukaryota; Metazoa; Chordata; Mammalia; Primates; Cebidae
Gene: ADAMTS5
Product: ADAM metallopeptidase with thrombospondin type 1 motif 5
Biological process (GO): proteolysis; extracellular matrix organization
Molecular function (GO): metalloendopeptidase activity; zinc ion binding
Source: RefSeq, a predicted model, not a curated record